This is a messenger RNA of Lingula anatina, 3890 nucleotides long. RefSeq names its product glutamyl aminopeptidase. Lineage: Eukaryota; Metazoa; Brachiopoda; Lingulata; Lingulida; Lingulidae. Gene Ontology annotation, molecular function: metalloaminopeptidase activity; peptide binding; zinc ion binding. Gene Ontology annotation, biological process: proteolysis; peptide catabolic process. The record is from RefSeq and is a predicted model, not a curated record. Gene Ontology annotation, cellular component: cytoplasm; membrane.
AACCAGUUGCAAUCACAGGUGUAGUGAUACAGGAUGCUAACUUCUCAUCAAAAUCAAGAAUAUGGAUCCCGAACAUGCAUUGUUGGGGAAGAAGAGCACCACAAGCGAGUGAGCUAUGGUGUAGCGGUACGCCAGUUAAGAUGUCGUUGCACCAGAACCAAGGUUGCUGCUACAGGAGGAAUUGUCUUCACUUUCCUGGUGUGCAUCACUCUACUCUCUAUUUUCUAUCAACCAAGGAUCGAUCAAAAACCAGGAAUCUCAAAUCAACAGAAAGAAAAUGUAGGGGAUUGGAAUUCCACCAGACUUUCCACAGAUGUGAGACCAGACUCUUAUGUUUUAUACAUGCAUCCCAAUCUCACAACAUUCACAUUCAGUGGUUGGGUGAACAUAACAGUAUCUGUGACAAGCAAUACAAAUAACAUUGUUCUACAUGCACAGAAUCUCAAUAUUUCACAGGAAAAGAUAACACUUACCACAAAAGAUGGCAAAAAAAGACUUGGUGUGAUUAAGACUGAUAGUGAUCCAGAUGAAAAAGAAUACUUCAUUCAGUUUUCUGAGGCUUUAAAUGCAAAGCAGCAGUAUGUGCUCCAUAUGGAGUUUAGUGGAUUGUUGAGGGACACAAUGUAUGGAUUGUACAACAGUUCAUACAAGAAUGACAAGGGGGAGACCAGAUACCUUGCCACUACACAGUUUGAAGCUGCACAUGCAAGAGCAGCCUUCCCAUGUUUUGAUGAACCCAGUUUCAAGGCCAAGUUUUCUCUCUCGAUGGUUCGCGAUCCCCGUAUGCACAAUGUUUCCCUGUUUAACAUGCCCAAGAAAAGUAGCGAAACUUUGGCUAAUGGACUGGUGGUGGACCAUUUUGAGGAAUCUGUAAAAAUGAGUUCCUAUCUGGUGGCCUUCAUUGUAUGUGAUUUUGCCAAAAUCACAGCAAAUUCCACUGGUGGAACUCAGGUUUCUGUGUAUGCCCCUCCUCAUUUGAUAUCCCAGGCAGAGUAUGCUCUGGAUGUAGCCUCUAAGGUCUUAUCAUACUAUGAGGAAUUCUUUGGAGUGGCUUUCCCUUUGCCAAAGCAAGAUCUGGUAGCUAUCCCAGACUUUUCAGCAGGAGCAAUGGAAAACUGGGGUUUGAUCACCUACAGAAUGACAGCCAUCUUGUAUGAGGAAGGAGUGUCUGACUCCAGUGAUAAGGAGUGGGUGGCUGUGGUGAUAGCACAUGAACUGGCACACCAGUGGUUUGGAAACCUAGUCACCAUGAAGUGGUGGAAUGACCUGUGGCUGAAUGAAGGAUUUGCUACCUUUGUGGAGUAUUUAGGAUCAGACCAUUACAAUUCACGUUGGCACAUGUUUGAUCAGUUUUUCUUAAAAGAUGCCCGCAUAGCUUUAGGGCGUGAUGCGCUGAGCUCCUCUCAUCCAAUCUCAGCCAAGGUAACCAGCGCAGAGCAGACAGAAGAAAUGUUUGACACUGUGACAUACAGCAAGGGAGCUUCAAUAAUUCGCAUGCUGGACAGUUUUAUUGGUAGAGAUAGGUUGAGAAAAGGCCUCACUGCUUACCUGAAAAAGUAUCAGUAUGGGAAUGCAGAAACCAGUGAUUUGUGGCAUGAACUGACAGAGGUAAGUCACCCUGUUGAUGUGGAGGCUGUCAUGAACACAUGGACCAAUCAGAAGGGUUAUCCAGUUGUUCAUGUGACCAGAAAAGGAAAUCAGCUGAUCUUGUCUCAGGAAAGGUUUCUGCUGUAUCCAAAGGCCAAAGCAAAGAAAAAGGAAAGUCCAUACAACUACAUUUGGCAAAUUCCUAUAACCAUAAGUUUUCAAGGACAGAUCAGUAAAAAACUGCUUACGAAGGAAGAGGACACUGUUGUACUCCCUCUCCUGACCAGACCAGGGUGGUUGAAGUUGAAUCAUGAACAGACUGGGUUUUACAGAGUCAACUAUGAUGAGGAAGGCUGGUCACAGCUGACUAGAAUAUUACUGCAGAAUUAUACAGCUCUCCCCACUGCUGAUAGGGCAGGCUUGUUAGAGGAUGCCUUUAAUUUGGCAAGAGCAAAUCUGGUAAACAUCACCACUGCUCUUGAAAUGACCCAGUAUUUACGGGGUGAAAAUGAGUUCGUGCCAUGGGGAGUCACCCUGUCCAACAUGCUCUAUCUCUAUGACAUGCUCUGGGGAAAUGAACAGGCUUUUAAUCUGUACAAGAAGUAUAUGUUGUCACUGAUGGACCCUCAAAUAAAGAGACUUGGUUGGGAGAGACAGCCUAAUGAAGGACAUUUGGCAAAUUUAAUGCGCCUCAAGAUUCUCAGCUUAGCUGUAGAACUUGGACAUAAUGAGACAGUCAGCAGAGCAAUGAAAAUGUUCAAUGACUGGAUGUUGAGAGAUAAACCAAUACGGGCAGACUACAGGUCCAUAGUGUACAAGGCGGGGGUUAGUAAAGGUGGAGAACGAGAAUGGGACUUCUGCUGGAAAAAGUACCUUGCCGAGUCCAAUGAUGCUGAGAAGAAAAAACUUCUUAUAGCUAUGACCUUUACCAAGAAUAUUGAUAAGCUUUCUAGGUAUCUUCAGUAUGCUUUGGACCCAACAAAGAUAAAGAAACAGAGUGCAAUUCAAGUGUUAGCUGGAAUGUCAAGAAAUCAUGCUGCCACUGCUCUUGUACUGGCUUAUGUGAAACAGAAUUGGGAUAUCAUAUAUGAGAGGUAUGGUGAGGGCUCAUUUGAGAUAGGUCGUUUAAUAGAGAAAACAACCCAGACUCUCCAUACUCAGAGGGACUAUGUGCAGUUGAAAAACUUCUUUAAAGCUAAUGCAGAGAAACUGGGGACUGGUGAAGUUGCAUCAAAGCAAGCACUUGAAAGUAUUAAAGCUAAUAUCUUCUGGAUCAAGAACUGCCAGGAUGCCACUGUUACCUGGCUGCAGAAAAAACUGAGUUGAUUUAAUUGGUUUGUCAUAAUAUUAAUCAGCAGUAAAUAGAUAAUCAUUAAUAAAUAGAUAAUCAGAUAAUAAGGGGAGGAUAACAAACAUAUAAUACUUGGCGGUUUUAUUAGUGGCACCAGAAUGUCCUAAAAGACUUAUAAUCAUGUGCAAUAAAAUUAUUAACAGAGACAGUCUUUUAGGAUAGAGGUAACUCCAAAAUGCUGGUUCAGAAUAUUUUAUGGACUGUGUCACAGUGGCUUCACCAGGUAGUAACUGCUCACUAGGAGUUUUGUUAAAUUUGAAUACACAGGCAAAAUUGGCAAAGGAGCCUGAAACAACAGUCAUUUGCUGAAAACAGUUUUUUUUCUGAAACUGGCCUCAUAAAUGUUCUUUUAUUGCUCACCCUACUGAAUGGUUGUUAAAGGACAUUUGAGCAGCACUUAUCUAGUUGUUAAUCGGUAAGAAUUUUAUCAUUACUCUGUGAUUUAAAUGUUAUUUGAUAAGGGGCAGUGUAAAGUUUAUUUGUUGAUAUAAUAUGUGAAGGUGUGAUGCUGUAGUAUACAGAUAUAUUUUGGAUAGUUUUAAUCAAUGAACUAUCACAUUAAACUUUGGAAUAUGGAGGUCGGGUAGGGUGUAGGGAUUUUAACAGCAAAGGCCAUCAUUUAUUUAUUUAUUUAUUUAUUUUAAGCAUUAACACUUUAACUUUAAAAUAAGAUUUCAAAUGCUGAAAUCAUUCCACUGGUGAGUAAUUUUUUAACAUUUUAUUUUUUUAUUGAUAUUUUAUUAAAUGGAUAGUCUUUUCUCUGAACAUUAUAGAUCUGCUACUGAAAGUUUCAUAUAUAUUUUUCAUCAUAAAAUGUGCUACUUUAAAAUUGCAAAAAUGUAUUAUCUUUAUAUAGAAUCCGUGCAUGGCAUUUAUUUGAUGGACUAAAAGUUGAAUUCAUAGCUGUUAAGGACAACUGUGUCAUACUCUAAAAGUAAAUAUGAAAAAAAAA